This is a messenger RNA of Theobroma cacao (cacao), 1297 nucleotides long. RefSeq lists its product as uncharacterized. The record is from RefSeq and is a predicted model, not a curated record. Lineage: Eukaryota; Viridiplantae; Streptophyta; Magnoliopsida; Malvales; Malvaceae.
UGGUGGGGUCGGCCAUCUUUGGAGUUUGGGCUUUCUCAUGGACUCUCUAUUUCUGUCGCGCGUCUCGCCUCCAAGCCAAUUUUCUUGUUUACAAGUACAUAUGGAAAUGGGCUAGCUGCCAUAGAUGCUUCUUUGUUGCUAAAACAAUCCAUGGAGGAGGAAGUAGAGAAUGCUUUUUUUUAUCGGGUACUGCAGGAGGCCAGCCUCUCCCAGAAGCGCCCCGGUGAAACCUGCUCUCAUGGUGUUGAAGAUGAUUGGAGUACGCCUUUUCAGCCGCAACAAAUGGAAUUAUUUCAUUUUCCGAACACCCUCUGGCCUCCAAGCAAUAAUCAACCUGGAAAUAUCCCAAUCCAGCCUAGUGUAAGCACCGCCCAAGCAUCUCAAGCUCCAAACAAUUCCAACGCUUCUCUUUUGAGCAGAACCAAUUCAAAAUUAUCUGAACCAGAUAGAGAUCGGAAAAGGAAAACUGAUAAGAAAUAUCGGGAAAAUUGUAAGAAAGUCAAAGUGGAAAUGGAAUCGAAUUUGGAGGUGCUUAGAGGAGAAAAUAUUUCUUUAAAGAAGGAGAAUGAACGUUUAAAAAAGGAUAAUGCAGUGAUGGAUCAAACCUUGAAAGAUCAAGCAAAAGAGAUUGACCAGUUGAAGAAUAAUCUUUCUCAGCUGAAGCGUGAGUAUGGGAAGCAAAAUGUUCUUGUGCAAACACUUUCAGGGCUUUUAGCCGAUCCACUGCGUCUUGAAAAUGAGAAGCUAAGAGAUGAAAACGCUUCACUGAGGAAGAAUGCCAAUCUUAAUAAUAACUUAUCACUGCUUGAGGAUGAGAAUGCAAGACUGAGAAUAGAAAAUAAAGUCCUUAAGGUGCAGAAUGAUGCUUUAUGUGGGAAGAUAAUAAGUGACAAUGGUAAGAAGUGUGCACAAGAACAGGAAGCUAAAAUAUCAUUAGAAGAUAUGCCCCUGCUGUAGCAAGUACGCGUUCUUUCUCAAUUGACAAUAUGUGUUAUGUUUUAUUUGCUAGCACAGCGUGUAGUGCUUGGUCCAUUCUUUCUGCUUUGAUCUGGUGUGUAAGAUGCUAUGUCGGCAUUGUAGGGGUGGCUCCAUUAUGUUAUCAGUGGAGGUGGUCCUCAAUGAAUUAUUCACUUUGCUGCUGCUGCCUUGUUGCUACCGAAAUGUGCUUGAUCUUAAUUACUCCUUCGAUUCUCAUCUUUGUAUCCAUCUGAUUGGUGCAUGUAUUAUUAUCUUAUACACUACAGGUGUAAUUUACAAACUUUGGUGAAAAUGAAAUUGCUGUAUUAUCUUUUGUUUA